Mus musculus (house mouse) is the source of this 4606-nucleotide messenger RNA. It is a transcript of the gene Inpp5k, whose product is annotated as inositol polyphosphate 5-phosphatase K. The coding region runs from base 2034 to 3452 and encodes 472 amino acids. Gene Ontology annotation, molecular function: inositol-polyphosphate 5-phosphatase activity; inositol bisphosphate phosphatase activity; phosphatase activity. Gene Ontology annotation, biological process: cellular response to hormone stimulus; negative regulation of insulin receptor signaling pathway; host-mediated suppression of viral transcription. NCBI's taxonomy places the organism in Eukaryota, Metazoa, Chordata, Mammalia, Rodentia, Muridae. The transcript has 12 exons. Gene Ontology annotation, cellular component: plasma membrane; perinuclear region of cytoplasm; ruffle membrane. The record is from RefSeq and is a predicted model, not a curated record.
CCCAUGUCAAUUCAGUUUUCUUAUGCAGCAGUGCACAUCUGUAAGCCAUUUUUGCUUUUGUCUCUCUUUUACUCUACUAAGCAAUACAUUUAUUUUUUAUUCUUAAUUUUAAGUCAUGGACUUAAAAUAUUUUAUUAGUUUCAGGAGAAAAACAACAGGGCAAGCAAACUGUAAAUCUUGGCAACUGCCUGAAAGAAGUCUCCCUUUUGAGCAGUCACAUGGUGACAAGGUUGGGUAGAAAGAAUGAAAAAACCCAAAGCACCAGGAAGAGCAUGCCUGGGCUUCAGAAAUAAAGAAGAAAAAAAUCAUACUCUGGGGGCUGGAGAGAUGGCUCGGCGGUUAUGUACUGUUCUUUUAGAGGAGCCGAGUUCAAUUCCUAGCACCGACAUCUCAGUUUACAACUGCCUAGAACUCCAGCUCCAGAGGAACCUGAUGCUUCAAGUCUCCCAGACCUGCACUCUGGUGCACAUGCUGGCGUGCACGUGCACACACGCACAAUAGAAAUAAAAAGCUUGUUUAAAGGCAUGGUGCCACGGGGUUUUAAUCCCAGCCCUUGGAAGGCAGGUGGAUCUUUCUGUGUUUGAGGCUAGCUUGGCCUAAUGAGAAUACUAGACCAGGUUUGUUAAUUUCACUGCAAGUGGACGAGGUUAAUGUGCACCACUGGCAUGCUUAGUACCCAGAGAGGGGAAAGGGCAACUGGAAUUAGAAUGAUUAUGGGCCACCGUGUGGGUGAAGGGAAUCAAACCCAACUUCAGUGGUCUGUAAGUGCUCUUAACUUGUGAGCCCUCUCCAGUACUUUCAGCUUUAUUACUGUGUUUAUGGCUACAACUGUGAUUCUUGUCUUCCAUCCAGGGGUAAAGCUCAGGUGGUUAGUUAGACUUGGUAGAAGUUGUCCCCUUCCCUUCCAUUUUGAGAAUGAAUCACAGCACAGUUCGAAUGCCCUGAAACUUUAAGGUAGCCCAAACUGGACUCAAACUUGGAGUAACCAAUCUCGGUGAGUUUUGGAAAUAACAUCACUACACCGGGUUCCAGAACAUGUAUUUCAGGUAGUGGAGCUUUUGUGGGUUCUUGAGGCAUCACUGGGUAGCUGGUACUACAGUGUGCUAAAACAACACUCCCAUUUCCCUGGGGGAAGUCAUAACUGUAAAAACAACCCCAUGCACUAUCCCCCCUACCCCUCAAAAAUUAAGACCCAGAGAUCUAAAGGAAAUAAUAAAUCGAAGUGUCUGGCAAAGUAAACAGUCACCAUGAAUAUACACCAAAUAGCAACGGCUUGUUUUUCAUUCACUGAUAGCUCUCGGGGAUCCUAAAUUAUUUUGCUUUGUAUUCAGCAAAACUAGUUUCAAGUUGGGCGUGGUGGUGUAAUCUCAGCUGAGGUCGGAAAAUCAACUUGGUCUGUAUAACAAGCCCCAGUACUUACUAGCAAGACUGUCUCAGAUGGAAAAAAAAAUUUUUUUAAAUGACGAUCACCAAGUCACUUAAAUGAAUGGAAGUGUUCUCUGACCCCUAUGAGGGCGCCAAGGAACAUGAGAAAUUACUUAUAGUGUGGGCGAGAGAGGCCGAACAGACUACAGUGAGGCUCCCCAUCCUGUCCACUCCCGGUUUCUGAGGGUGGGCAGGCGACAGCGAAGACCGUACGCUGCGGGACGAUCACGAAGCAGCCCGAGUCCUCGAGCCGCAGCAACUUCCGCCCUCAACGCUCCUCACGCCCGCGCCCUUGCGCAAAGCAGGCUGGGAAUGCGGAGCCUAGGUGGCCCCGCCACCGCCCACUCCCGCGUCCGGGCCGGCGGUAUGGCGUCGGGAGUGGAUGACAUGUAGAGCCCGCCUCUCUGAGCCUGGCUCAGCUCCGCCUCUGGGCGGUUCGCUCUGCUGUAAAGCCCCGCCUCUGUCCUCCAACCGCACCCCAAAACCCUAGACACUCUGGAUCCACCUCCUACGGAAGCCGAAGCGCAGUCCGAAUCCGGAAGAAAAACAAUCCGGAGGGAGCAGUGCUGCUGAGACCGGAGACCAAGGGCUGCUCCGGCUCGCACUAGAUGCAGCACGGAGACAGGAACACACCGGGUUACCGCGAGGGAAUAAUGUCGGCUGUGAGUCUAAGGAGGCCGAGCGCACCGAAAGGCUUUGCACUCAGCGUACAUGUUGUGACGUGGAAUGUGGCCUCCGCAGCCCCCACUGUAGACCUCAGUGACCUACUUCAACUGAACAACCAAGACCUGAAUCUGGACAUAUAUAUCAUUGGUUUGCAGGAAAUGAAUUUUGGAAUCAUAAGCCUUCUUUCUGAUGCUGCUUUUGAAGACCCAUGGAGCAGUCUCUUCAUGGAUAUGCUUUCCCCACUGAACUUUGUCAAGAUCUCUCAAGUCCGUAUGCAGGGGCUUCUCUUACUGGUCUUUGCCAAGUACCAGCAUUUGCCCUACAUCCAGAUCAUCUCUACGAAAUCCACCCCCACUGGCCUCUACGGGUACUGGGGGAACAAAGGGGGAGUCAACGUCUGCCUGAAGCUUUAUGGCUACUACGUCAGCAUCAUCAAUUGCCACCUGCCUCCUCAUAUGUAUAACAAUGACCAGCGCCUGGAACACUUUGACCGAAUCUUGGAGAGUCUGACUUUUGAGGGAUAUGAUGUCCCCAACAUCCUGGACCAUGACCUCAUUCUGUGGUUUGGAGACAUGAACUUUCGAAUUGAGGACUUUGGGUUGCUCUUUGUGCAGGAGAGUAUAACGAGGAAGUACUACAAAGAGCUGUGGGAGAAAGAUCAGCUCUUCAUUGCCAAGAAAAAUGACCAGCUGCUCCGCGAGUUCCAGGAAGGCCCGCUGCUCUUCCCACCCACCUACAAGUUUGACCGUCACUCCAACAACUAUGACACCAGUGAGAAAAAACGCAAGCCUGCGUGGACUGACCGCAUCCUGUGGAGGUUGAAGCGGCAGCCGUCCCAGGCCAGCCCCUUGGCCUCCAGUGUACCAACCUCCUACUUCUUGCUGACACUGAAGAACUAUGUCAGCCACAUGGCAUACAGCAUCAGUGACCAUAAGCCUGUCACUGGCACCUUUGACUUGGAGCUGAACCCACUGAUGUCUGUCCCACUGAUCACUAUGAUGCCUGAACACCUGUGGACCAUGGAGAACGACAUGCUGAUCAGCUACACCUCCACCCCAGAGUUCCUCAGCAGCUCCUGGGACUGGAUCGGACUAUACAAGGUGAUACAGCAGGUGGGGAUGCGUCACAUUAAUGACUAUGUAGCCUAUGUCUGGGUCGGCGACAACCAAGUCUCCUAUGGUAACAACCCAAACCAGGUGUAUAUCAACAUCAGUGCUAUCCCUGACACUGAGGAUCAGUUUCUUCUCUGUUACUAUAGCAACAACCUGCACUCUGUAGUGGGGAUAAGUCAACCCUUCAAGAUCCCGAUUCGCUCCUUUUUGAGAGAGGACACACUGUAUGAGCCUGAGCCACAGAUCUGAGCCCAGAUGGAAGUGAAUGAAUCCAGGGCGGAGGCUAGAGCUGGAAGCCAGCUCUGCUUCAGCACUGCCAGCAGCGCUGGGUCUGGCCCAGCCCCUGAGGAGGCUCCUGACUAUCCUCCAGCUCCCCACCUCCCAGAGGAGCUCAGCUAGACUCCUCUGCUCUCUCCAGGCCAGAGGAACUGGCCCUUUAAUACAGGUUUUUGUUACAGAGAUGUGAUUGAAACAGAGUAGUGUGUCAAUAGUGAAGACUUGGAGACGGUCCACUGCAUAUAGACUUGCUUGCUUCCACUAGCUUGCAUGCCAUUUCUUUUUUCUCCCUUUCAUCCACACAUAAACACUCCCUCUCACAUUCAAGCAGUCGUGCCAGGCACAUGCCCUAUCUGGCACAGGCCUGCAUUCCUAUCACACCAUCCUGGGCCUCAGGCUGCCUGGGAGGGGGACGUUCACAUUUGUACAGGCCCUGUCAGUUGGGUGGCACGAACAGCACUGGGUUCCAAAUUCUUGGCAUCUCAUGGUUUGUCCCCACGGGGAUGAGCAGAGACUCUGAGAUCCCUGCUUUCAGCUGAAGCACUGUGACAGUAGUGUAAUGUCCAUCUCUACUCUGGAGAGUGGAUCUGACCAGGAAGUCCUAGGGCCUAAGGUUAGCUUCUGCAGGUGAGUGCAGCUGCAUGUCCCCACCUGCCCUUUCCUGAGAGUGGACAGGUGGAGGAGGAGCCAUAGCCACCAACCUCUAGGGUGGUCUUCAGAUCACGAUCAUGCUCAUCUUCACUGGCAAAGCACUGCUCCUCCCUCUGGGCCCUGCUGGACCUAGAAGUGGGAAGCAGCAGAGGAACUAGGUGCAAGACAUUUUGGAGGACCUAGCGGCAAGAAGAAGCCUCAGCACUCUCUGGGAGCCAUGUGGAUAUGGCCUGUCCCUGUUCCUGCCAACAGUGACUCAGUGCCUCUUCUCCCAGGAGAAGACACCUCAGGGAGUCUUGCCCUGUAAUGCUCACGUCCAUCCUGUAACCUAAGAGUCACUCCAGUUGCUCCAGGGUCUGUAUUCUAUCUUGGGAGCCACCGGGUGUUAAGAAUAAGCCCCCAGGCUUCUAGUGAGCUGUGGCUGUCUGUUCUCUGUGUGUUGUCAUAUUGGAGGUUAAUUAUAAAUAUGGCUUUUA